CGUGACGCGUGAGGCCGCCUCCAUUUCGCAAGGCAGUGUUGGAGUUGCGCAGCAGUCCGGAGCCGGUCACCGCUGAGGAAGGAAGGGAAGGCGAGAGCUGCUCGCUACGUGAGCGCUGACUGUCCCGUACGCCCAUUUGGCUGGGCCCGCACCGAGACCGCAGCCCAGAGAGCUCCCCGACCACAGCUAUGAGCGGCUGCCGCGUCUUCAUCGGGAGGCUGAACCCGGCAGCCAGGGAGAAGGAUGUGGAGAGGUUCUUCAAGGGGUACGGCCGAAUCCGGGACAUAGACCUGAAGAGAGGUUUUGGAUUCGUGGAAUUUGAGGAUCCAAGGGAUGCAGAUGAUGCUGUCUAUGAGUUGGAUGGAAAGGAGCUUUGCAGUGAGAGGGUUACAAUUGAGCAUGCAAGAGCACGCUCUAGGGGUAGAGGCAGAGGGAGGUACUCUGACCGUUUUAGUAGCCGCCGUCCACGGAGCGAUAGGAGAAAUGCCCCACCUGUAAGAACAGAAAAUCGCCUCAUAGUAGAAAAUCUCUCUUCUCGAGUGAGCUGGCAGCCUAUCUGUGUCGUUGGCCUUAUGACGAGGAGUGCCUGUGGGUUAUCCUAAUCGUUCUGUCUUGGUCACUCUUGGUUGGGCCUGGUUGACUUUCCAGUCAGCUCCUACAAUGUCACUUGGCCACCUCUAGAUCUGUGUUUGCCGGUCUAGACGUAAUCGAUGCACUCCUUAAAGUGCCACAUUGCAGCGGUCCCAGAGCGUUAACGAGAUCUGAUUCCUAAGUUGAGAGCUGUUCUUCUGUAACGCUUCCGAAUAACGAGGUCCCGGUCGAAAAGAAUUGAAAGAUACGAAAUUAGGUGGUCGUUGGAAUCCUGAUCGCAGUAAAGUGGUCCUUGGUAACAUCAAGCAUAGAGAAUGUCUGGAUCCAUCAAUAGUCUCCUAAUAGGGAGGGCAGUGCGAUUAAUGGCUUCCAUCGACUGGGUAGUGUUCGUCAAGUGGGUGGCGAAGAGCCAGUCGGGCAUAUGUCAUGACGGUAUCUCCGGUCGCUUAAUGCAGUUUGCCGCUUGGCUAGCCUAGGGAAAUGUUAAUGAAGGUAAAGUAAACUAUAUUUUUAAUGGCAUAUGGGGCACAAAAUGAUUGGUGUUAUGUAAAUGUAAUUCUGUAUGCUUUUAAGACUCGUAAUGUAAAUGGAGGCUGAAGUAGUACAAAAAUAGAUGGGUAGCAUUUUGCACUCAGUCCAGUAUCUAUAUCCAGAUGUGCUUUCUGAUUUCUAUUUCUUUCUCUCUCUCUUUCUCUCUUUCUUACUUGCUAUAUAAUCUUUGUAUGCUAAAAUAUUAAGAUGCUUCAUUAGUGCUUUAAGCAGUAUGCUUUUUUUUGUU
Dryobates pubescens (Downy woodpecker) is the source of this 1369-nucleotide messenger RNA. It is a transcript of the gene SRSF5, whose product is annotated as serine and arginine rich splicing factor 5. The coding region runs from base 189 to 602 and encodes 137 amino acids. The transcript has 6 exons. Gene Ontology annotation, molecular function: mRNA binding. The record is from RefSeq and is a predicted model, not a curated record. NCBI's taxonomy places the organism in Eukaryota, Metazoa, Chordata, Aves, Piciformes, Picidae. Gene Ontology annotation, cellular component: cytoplasm; nucleus; ribonucleoprotein complex.